CCAGCCUCCUGCAGCAAUGCCUCGCCCGUGAGUCGCGAGCCGACUCUGCUCCUCUUCGGAGUGUUGGCAUCCUUCGUUAGGACUGCACCGCUGUCCUGGGUGAAAAUGGCUGUCUAGACUAGAAUCUGCCAGAAGGGACCAAGCAGUGGAUAGCGAGCCUGUGAAGCCUAACUCACAGCUGCGAGACCUGGAGGAGGAGCUCGGCUCGAAAAGUGCAGACAUGAAUUCUGGAGUUGCCUUGAAAUACGGAAACGACUCCUCCGCCGAGCUGAGCGAGCUCCACUUGGCAGCCCUGGCAUCACUCAAGGGAGACAUAGUGGAGCUUAAUAAACGUCUGCAGCAAACAGAGCGGGAACGGGAUCUUCUGGAAAAGAAAUUGGCCAAGGCACAGUGUGAGCAGUCCCACCUCAUGAGAGAGCAUGAGGAUGUCCAGGAGCGGACGACGCUUCGAUACGAGGAGCGCAUCACAGAGCUCCACAGCAUCAUUGCGGAGCUCAACAAGAAGAUAGACCGUUUGCAGGGCACCACCAUCAGAGAGGAAGAUGAGUACUCAGAACUUCGAUCAGAACUCAGCCAGAGUCAACAAGAGGUCAACGAGGACUCUCGAAGCAUGGACCAAGACCAGACCUCUGUCUCCAUCCCCGAAAACCAGUCCACCAUGGUCACUGCCGACAUGGAUAACUGCAGUGACCUGAACUCGGAGCUGCAGCGGGUGCUGACGGGGCUGGAGAACGUCGUCUGCUGCAGGAAGAAGAGCAGCUGCAGCCUGUCCGUGGCCGAGGUGGACAGGCACAUCGAGCAGCUCACCACGGCCAGCGAGCACUGCGACUUGGCUAUUAAGACAGUCGAGGAGAUCGAGGGGGUACUCGGCCGGGAUCUGUAUCCCAACCUGGCUGAGGAGCGGUCUCGCUGGGAGAAGGAGCUGGCUGGGCUGAGGGAAGAGAAUGAGAGCCUGACCGCCAUGCUGUGCAGCAAAGAGGAGGAGCUGAACAGGACCAAGGCCACCAUGAACGCCAUCCGGGAGGAGCGGGACCGGCUCCGGAGGAGGGUGCGAGAGCUUCAGACCCGACUGCAGAGCGUGCAGGCCACAGGGCCCUCCAGCCCCGGCCGCCUCACUUCCACCAACCGCCCCGUUAACCCCAGCACCGGGGAGCUGAGCACGAGCAGCAGCAGCAAUGACAUCCCCAUCGCCAAGAUUGCUGAGAGGGUGAAGCUAUCCAAGACCAGGUCUGAAUCUUCAUCGUCUGAUCGGCCCGUCCUGGGCUCAGAAAUCAGCAGCAUCGGGGUAUCCAGCAGCGUGGCGGAACACCUGGCCCACUCUCUUCAGGACUGCUCCAACAUCCAAGAGAUCUUCCAAACUCUCUACUCACAUGGAUCUGCCAUCUCCGAAAGCAAAAUUAGAGAGUUUGAGGUGGAAACGGAACGGUUGAACAGCCGUAUUGAACACCUCAAAUCCCAAAAUGACCUCCUGACCAUAACCCUGGAAGAAUGCAAAAGCAACGCCGAGAGGAUGAGCAUGCUGGUGGGCAAAUAUGAAUCCAACGCCACAGCUCUGCGGCUGGCCCUGCAGUACAGCGAGCAGUGCAUAGAAGCCUACGAACUCCUGCUGGCGCUAGCCGAGAGCGAGCAGAGCCUCAUCCUGGGCCAGUUCCGGGCGGCAGGCGUGGGGUCCUCCCCUGGAGACCAGUCGGGGGAUGAGAGCAUCACUCAGAUGCUAAAGCGAGCCCACGACUGCAGGAAGACGGCCGAGAACGCGGCCAAGGCCCUGCUCAUGAAGCUGGACGGCAGCUGCGGGGGUGCCUUCGCCGUGGCCGGCUGCAGCGUGCAGCCCUGGGAGAGCCUGUCCUCCAACAGCCACACCAGCACGACCAGCUCCACGGCCAGCAGCUGCGACACGGAGUUCACGAAGGAGGACGAGCAGAGGCUGAAGGACUACAUCCAGCAGCUCAAGAACGACAGGGCGGCGGUCAAGCUGACCAUGCUGGAGCUGGAGAGCAUCCACAUCGACCCUCUCAGCUACGAUGUCAAGCCCCGGGGAGACAGCCAGCGGCUGGACCUCGAGAAUGCGGUGCUGAUGCAGGAGCUGAUGGCCAUGAAGGAGGAAAUGGCUGAGCUGAAGGCCCAGCUCUACCUGCUGGAGAAGGAGAAGAAGGCCCUGGAGCUGAAGCUGAGCACCCGGGAGGCCCAGGAGCAGGCCUACCUGGUGCACAUCGAGCACCUGAAGUCCGAGGUGGAGGAGCACAAGGAGCAGCGCAUGCGGUCCCUCAGCUCCACCAGCAGCGGCGGCAAAGACAAGCCUGGCAAGGAGUGUGCUGACGCUGCCUCCCCAGCUCUCUCACUGGCCGAACUCAGGACCACGUACAGCGACAGUGAGCUGGCUGCAGAGUUCACCAGUGCCAUCCGUCGAGAAAAGAAAUUAAAGUCCAGAGUUCAAGAGUUGGUGAGUGCCUUGGAAAGACUCACCAAGAGCAGUGAAAUCCGCCACCAGCAAUCAGCGGAGUUCGUGAAUGACCUGAAGAGAGCCAACAGCAACCUGGUGGCUGCCUAUGAGAAAGCAAAGAAGAAGCAUCAAAACAAACUCAAGAAGCUGGAGUCUCAGAUGAUGGCCAUGGUGGAGAGACAUGAGACCCAAGUAAGGAUGCUCAAGCAAAGAAUAGCUCUGCUGGAGGAGGAAAACUCCAGGCCACACACCAAUGAAACUUCACUUUAAUUGGCACUCGGGCACCAAAGUCCUACCGGUGGAAGCUAAACUAUAGCAGGUCACCGGAGAGAGAAGGGCUCCAGGUGACAGAGUACCUGUUGGGAAAAUUAAGGACAGUUGGCAGGUAGGUCAGCACUUGGACUUGGACAAUGGAGUGCCGUGAACUCAGCCCUGGAGGUGAGCAUCCCUCGUGACACUGUACAGACAGCAUCCCGAGGAUCCUGCUCCUCCACUACCGGCCCAUGGACCGCAUGUAAAUACCCACUCUGUGUGCCAUGCUCAGCAGGCCUUGCUGCUGCCUCCAGCACUGGCUUUGUCAUGCUCCCACCUUUCCUGCAUCAGUGGUGUCCCAGAUAUUUGUCUUAUUGGAUUUUCCACUCUUUCCUUCUGUUUGGCAGACAGUGACCCUACCUCUGGCAUCCCCCAAUUUCUCCUCUUUCAUUCUCCAGGGAAAAACUGACACACACAGGGGAGUGGGAAGGGUCUACAUAUCGAGAAGAUUUGCUUAAUGCAAGAAGGCUUUGAUUUUCAAGUCCCACGUGUCAACUCUAAGAUACAGGCUAUCACUCAGAGAUGCUUUGGGAGGCAGAUUACAGGAAAAUGGCAGAUAGGUGUUCCAGUCCCAGAUAAGAAGUUAUAGGUAGAGCAGGCGCAGGCCUGUGCCUGAACAAUUCUGUAAGGAAGAUUGAAAUCGCCUUCAGCUCUCAUCGUGGAGGUAGGGAGCUCUCUUCUGACUUUGGUAUUGCCCCUACCAAGUGGAGCCUUAUUAAUAGCCAAGGCUUAGUGCUGACAGAAUCCUGUUGAUACGUGUAUUGGAACUAAAAUUUUACCUAAUUUUUUUCACAGCAGAGGAGCAUUUUUAGUACUUUCCACCUACCCCAGGGCACUACAUAAUUGCUAUUUGCAUGAAUCAAAGCUCAUCCACAAAUUAUAUGUAGCUCUGGACCUGCCUCUAAUUUCUGUAAAGCAGUGGUUCUCAACCUUCCUAAUGCCGCGACCCUUUAAUACAGUUCCUCAUGUUGUGGU
Myotis brandtii (Brandt's bat) is the source of this 3727-nucleotide messenger RNA. RefSeq names its product mutated in colorectal cancers (gene MCC). Gene Ontology annotation, cellular component: cytoplasm. The transcript has 17 exons. Gene Ontology annotation, biological process: negative regulation of canonical Wnt signaling pathway. NCBI's taxonomy places the organism in Eukaryota, Metazoa, Chordata, Mammalia, Chiroptera, Vespertilionidae. The coding region runs from base 221 to 2710 and encodes 829 amino acids. The record is from RefSeq and is a predicted model, not a curated record.